Molecule: messenger RNA, 1952 nt
Organism: Andrographis paniculata
Lineage: Eukaryota; Viridiplantae; Streptophyta; Magnoliopsida; Lamiales; Acanthaceae
Product: polyadenylate-binding protein 2-like
Exons: 1
Coding region: 1-1848 (615 amino acids)
Cellular component (GO): ribonucleoprotein complex
Molecular function (GO): RNA binding
Source: RefSeq, a predicted model, not a curated record
AUGGCGCAGAAUCAAUCGACUUCGCUCUAUGUGGGCGAUUUGGAUGGGAAUGUGAUUGAGUCGCAGAUUUACCAUCUUUUUAGUCAGGUGGGCCAGGUGGCGUCUGUUAGGAUUUGCAGGGACAUUGGCACUCUACUCAGCCUUGGAUAUGGUUACGUUAAUUUCAACCAUCCCCAGGAUGCGGCAAGAGCUAUAGAAGAGUUGAAUUUCACGCCUCUGAAUAACCAGCCGAUUCGAAUUAUGUACUCUCGUCGGGAUCCAAGCAUUCGGAGGAGUGGCACAGGAAAUAUCUUCAUCAAGAAUCUGGACAAAGGAAUCGACAACAAAGCGUUACGGGAUACCUUCUCAAGUUUUGGGACUAUUCUUUCGUGCAAGGUAGCAACAUACUCCAAUGGCCAAUCUAAGGGUCAUGGAUUUGUGCAAUUUCAUACCCAAGAGGCGGCGCAAAGUGCUAUUGAUAGGUUGAAUGGAAUGCUUAUCAACGAUAAACAAGUGUAUGUUGGACAUUUUCAUCGUAAGCAGGAGAGGGAGACGGCGAUAAAUGAGACAAAGUUCAACAAUGUUUAUGUGAAAAAUCUAUCUGAGUCUACUACAGAUGAUGAUCUGAAGAGAAUUUUUGGGGAGUAUGGGAAGGUCACUAGUGGUGUAGUGAUGAGGGACGGCGGUGGAAAAUCCAAAUGUUUUGGUUUUAUCAAUUUUGAAAUUGCUGAUGAUGCUGCUAAAGCUGUUGAAGCUCUAAACGGAAAGAAAUUCGAUGAAAAAGAGUGGUACGUUAGGAAAGCCCUGAAGAAGCCGGAGAGAGAGCAAGAACUUCAAAAUCAAACUGCCCGAGAAGCUGGCAACAAAGUUCAAGGAACUAAUUUAUAUGUCAAGAACUUGGACGAUAAAAUUGACGAUGAAAAGCUGAAAGAGCUGUUUGCAGGAUUUGGUACCAUAACUUCUUGCAAGGUCAUGCUUGGUCCUACUGGAGUAAGCAAAGGUUGUGGAUUUGUUAGGUUUUCAACUUCAGCGGAGGCUGCUCGUGCUCUUGCCCAGAUGAAUGGCAGAAUGGUGAUCAGAAAGCCACUGUAUGUGGCAGUGGCGGAGCGGAAAAAAGAUCGGACGGCAAGAUUACAGGCUCAGUUUUCACAAAGGAGAGCUGUUCCGACAAUGCUUCCACCCGUUGGUCCUCGUAUGCCGCCGAUAUAUCCUCCUGUUGCAGCUGCCAUGGGGCAGCAACUAUACUUUGGGCAAGGUCCUCCGGCCAUAGUUCCUCCUCAGGCCGGAUACGGCUAUCAGCCACACCUUGCUCCCGGAAUGUGUCCAGGUGGGGCUCCAAUUCAUAAUUUCUUUGUUCCUGUAGUCCCACCGGGGCAACAGGGCCAACGCCCCCGCCCCCGCCCCCGCCCUGCUGGAAGAUGUGGACAACAAAAUCAGCAACCUGUUCCUAUGGCUAUGAUGCUGCCCCAAACGGUUCCUCAGGGUAGGAUGUACGGGUACCCUCCUGGCGCCAUGGCGCCAGCUGCAUCAGAGAUGAGGUCUGUUCCAUUUGACGUGGGCACCAUGCUUCCCCAAGAUGCCGUUGUCGCCCCAAAGCCCGUGUCAAUCUCGACUGCUCUCGCAAGUGCUCAGCCCGAAUAUAAGAGGAGGAUCUUGGGCGAGUACUUGUACCCGCUCGUCGAUCAGCUCGAGCACGAUCAUGCUGCCAAAAUCACGGGAAUGCUACUGGAGAUGGACCAGACUGAGGUUUUGCAUUUGCUGGAGUCGCCAGAAGCUCUGAAAGCUAAAGUUGCCGAGGCUGGGGAUUUGCUGAGGAACGCCCCACCUCUGGCGCCGGGUAACAGCUCUGCCAAUCAGCUCGCCUCCUAGUCUAUCAACCACGAAUUUCAUUCAUUUUUACACAUUUUUUUUUUUUUUGCUAGAUUAGAUUAUUUAGGUUUGAAUUUAUUAUUUUUAUGACCCAUUUUGAUUAA